Aspergillus calidoustus is the source of this 1797-nucleotide messenger RNA. The record is from the annotation of a GenBank genome assembly. Lineage: Eukaryota; Fungi; Ascomycota; Eurotiomycetes; Eurotiales; Aspergillaceae.
AUGCCUGCAGCUCACUUUCCCCAAGUAGGCAGGUUCAGGCGGAAGCUUGGGGACGUGCUCGGGGAAAGCUUCGACGGUCUAUCUAGAGGCGAGUUCGCGAUGAUAAGCAGAGAUAAGAGAAAUCCUCAGUCACGGAAUUCGGGACAAGUGGAUCAUAACGCAUUCCAUGUUGUAAUCUCGAGAUAUGCAACGGCAUUUGACGCUUUGAUGAGGAGCAGCUUGAGAGUGCGUUGCUGCGGAGUGUCAGAAACCGUCGAGGGGCAACCGCGUGACCUCUUCAGGUAUACAAGCGGACGAUGGCUCUGGGACGAAGAGGAGCGGUUCCAGGAGAGGUAUCGUGUUUUCAAUAUUCGUGAGCUACAAAAUGUCGCGUCCGAGGCGGCCUCAUCGGGGCCCUGUAUCAAGUUGGAGAAGAUGCGCGAAGAAUUGUACGACAAAACUUUCAAGCUCACCAUGGCUGACGGCAAAACAUUGAUUGCACGGAUUCCCUAUCGAAACUUUGGGGCACCUUCCCUCGCAACAGCAUCAAAGGUGGCGACUCUGGAAUUCCUGAGGACAGUCCUUCGCCUUCCAGUGCCCAGAGUCCUGGCUUGGAACGCGGCAGCUGACUUUACCAACCCUGUUGGUGCCGAGUAUGUUAUCAUGGAGCUUCCAUCGGGCGACAAUCUCGCGGACGUUUGGACUAAGACAUCUCUUGAAGUCAAGAAGCAAACGGUCAAGGAUGUCGUUGAGAUCCAACGAAAGCUUCUUUCAAUAAAAUUCCUCGGAUACGGGUGCCUUUUCUUCGCAAAAGAUGCGCCACCGGGCUCUCGUCCAGUCGCGAUCACCGGAUCCAGCUUGUCAAGCGAAACAAGCCACAGAGUCGCGAAGCGAUUCUCAAUAGGGCCAAUGGUAACACCAGAGUACUGGCGUGGAGAGCGGGCCAAGUUAGACAUUGAUCGCGGUCCAUGGCCACAUCCUUUGAAAUAUAUACAGGCUCCUGCUCAUCGAGAACUAGCCUGGUUCGCAAACUAUGCCAAAUACUAUCCCCGUGAUCAUCCGACUCUGCUCUUGCACCAUCCAUUUUCUCACGAAGAUCUUAUUGAAACCCUUAGGCGUUACCUACAGCUUACGCCUUUUCUUCUACCGAAGGAUGAAAGUUUUUUGGCGUCGUACCUAUGGCACAGGGACUUUUAUCUUUCAAAUAUUUUCGUCGACGACCAGGGCCACGUUACGGAUAUCAUUGACUGGCCGAACACAUAUACGCGUCCUCUGUAUUUUGAGAACAAUAUCGCGCCGCAUUUUAUUCACCCUUCAGAUGAGCCCGACUAUACCCUGAUGUCGGCUGAGGAGCUCAAGAGUCUCAAUGUGGAUGCGACAUCAGCUCCUCUAGAUAAGCGCACUAACGCUCUGUUAUUACAUGCGUUUGACAAAUUUACAAAGGAAAGGAGCCCCUUACUCGCAAGGAUGGCGAUUCACCCGAAUAGGGACACGAGAAGAUUACCGUUCUGCCAUGUAGGCAAUCUCUGGAAAGGGGAUAUCUUGGAUCUCCUAUUGUCCUUUGUGUCUGUACAAAAUCAUUGGAGAGAAUUGUUUCGCAAAGCUGACCGUCCCUUCACAUACCGCCGUGAGAAGGAUUUGGCUAAGCUUGUCAAGGAACGGGAAGAGAAGAUGCGCUUAUGGAACGACGGAUCAGGAAUCUUAACCAAGGAGGGCUGGACGUCUAAUGAAAACUAUAUUGCAGCCAAGCUCUUCUUUGAUGAUUUCAAGCGUGCUUCAGGCCCAAAGGUGAAAGAAUGGUGGCAGUGGUUUUUAUAA